CCAUAUUAGUAUCCCAAAAUACAAACUAUAAAUAAACAGCAGGCAAAGGAACUAUGAAGAAAGUUUUAUAAUCUUUUGGCUUUAUUGAUCGUUAAACUUCCUUAAUAUCAUGGGCUCUCAUCAUUCACAAUUUAGCGAAGAAGAACUUAGAGAUUAUCAGGAGCUCACGUAUUUUACACAAAAAGAGAUUCUUCAUGUCCACAAACGGUUCAGUCAACUCGACCCAGAGGCUGUACGACGAGAUAAGAAUGCCAAACUACCAAUGAGAUUAAUACUUACGUUGCCGGAAUUACAUGUAAAUCCUUUUCGAGAUCGGAUAUGUAAAGUGUUUUCAUCUUCUGGUGAUGGAGCUUUGACAUUUGAAGAUUUUCUGGAUAUGAUGUCUGUGUUCAGUGAGGCUGCUCCAAAAAGUGUCAAAGUUGAAUAUGCAUUUAGGAUAUAUGAUUUCAAUGAAGAUGAUUAUAUAUGUGAGAAUGACUUGAAGAAAAUGAUCACAAAACUUUGUGGAGAACAGAGAUUGCCUGAGGAUAGCAUCCAAAAUGUCAUUGAUAAAAUAUUUAUUGAAGCAGAUCUGGAUGAAGAUAACCAACUCUCAUUUGCAGAAUUUGAACAUGUCAUAUCAAAAGCUCCAGAUUUUGUAGAUGCCUUUCGUAUUCGAAUGUAAUAUAUGGUUUAUGGAUGUUUGACUGAAGAACAUUUUAUAAAUUGUGUAAAAUAGUACUUUUGUAGCAAUUAUAACCAGCAAGCCUUCAGGGAUGGUUGACAUUCAUUAGUUUCAGCUCUAAACUAUUUAUUAUGUAUCACUGCUAGUUUGAUAUGAUUUUGCUGCUCUAUACUGUUAAUUUAAUUGAUCAUGUAUAGUGUGAUAGAGUAUUUUUAUAAAAAUAAAAUGCUGUGACAUGUAUUAAUCAUU
Messenger RNA from Dendronephthya gigantea, 913 nucleotides. Its product is annotated as calcium and integrin-binding family member 2-like. The transcript is spliced from 8 exons. Gene Ontology annotation, molecular function: calcium ion binding. Lineage: Eukaryota; Metazoa; Cnidaria; Anthozoa; Malacalcyonacea; Nephtheidae. The record is from RefSeq and is a predicted model, not a curated record. Bases 110 to 664 code for a protein of 184 amino acids.